Hippopotamus amphibius kiboko is the source of this 2796-nucleotide messenger RNA. It is a transcript of the gene ARHGEF33, whose product is annotated as Rho guanine nucleotide exchange factor 33. The record is from RefSeq and is a predicted model, not a curated record. Lineage: Eukaryota; Metazoa; Chordata; Mammalia; Artiodactyla; Hippopotamidae. The transcript is spliced from 16 exons. Gene Ontology annotation, molecular function: guanyl-nucleotide exchange factor activity. Bases 92 to 2701 code for a protein of 869 amino acids.
GACAGGUCCGGCGGGGAGAGGAUGGCCUGAUUCAGGGACAAUGAAGAUGUGAUGCUGAAGAAUAAGGUGGAGGAGAGAAGCAACAGGCACCAUGGAAAAAACCAAAACCAAGCAAGGAGAGAAUGAACAUAAGCCGAUGAAUAAUCCUUCCACGCAGAUUUACCAGUUGCAGGCUCUAGCCUCCGAACUCAAAACUGGCUUCACAGAAGCAAUGCAAGAACUGUCAAGAAUUCAACAUGGAGAAUAUGCUUUGGAAGAGAAGGUUAAGAGCUGCAGGUGCUCCAUGGAAGAAAAAGUUACUGAGAUGAAGAAUUCAUUGAACUAUUUUAAGGAAGAGCUGAGCAAUGCCAUGUCAAUGAUCCAGGCCAUCACUUCCAAACAAGAAGAAAUGCAACAGAAAAUUGAACAGCUUCAACAGGAGAAGCGAAGAGAAUCUCGAAAAGUUAAAGCCAAGAAAACUCAGAAAGAAGAACAUGGCUCACAGGCCGGACCUGCUCAAGCACAAGGAAGUCCUUUCCGUUCCAUCAACAUCCCUGAGCCUGUUCUUCCAAGUGAAGACUUUACAAACCUUUUGCCUUCUCAGGCCUAUGAAAAAGCCGCAGAGUCCAGAUCCAUACAUGUAGGAGACAGCGGUGUGAAGGGAAUGAUGGGUCCUGGAAUGAACCCGACGACUCCAGAAGCAGAAGAAAACCUUAAGUCUUGCCUCCCGGCUGAUAUUCAACCCAAGGGCCACCUCCCACCUGGUGUGUGGAGGCUGCCGAAAGACAGUAAAGAAUGGGGUGAAGAAUAUGUCACGAAAGACCACCCAGAUAAACUCAAGGAAGCUGGCCAGGGCAGACACAGCUCCUUGGAAAACAUUUUAUGUGAAACCUCUUUAGCUGCUAAAAGACAGACUGUGGCUCUAGAACUGCUUGAAUCAGAAAGAAAAUACGUCGUUAACAUCUCUCUGAUCCUGAAGAUCAAGGCAACAUUCCAGGGGUCAGACGGAAAGAGGAAUUCCAAAGAGAGAAGCCUCUUCCCUGGCUCUUUACGGUACCUUGUCCAGCAGCACUUGGAUUUGCUUCACGCUCUGCAGGAAAGGGUCUUGAAGUGGCCACGCCAAGGAGUCCUUGGGGAUUUAUUCCUUAAGUUAACAAAUGAUGAGAAUAAUUUUUUGGAUUAUUAUGUUGCUUACCUGAGGGACCUGCCUGAAUGCAUCUCUUUGGUUCAUGUGGUUGUUCUGAAGGAGGGUGACGAAGAGAUUAAGUCUGACAUCUACACACUCUUUUUUCACAUAGUCCAGCGCAUCCCUGAAUAUCUGAUACAUCUGCAGAACGUCCUGAAGUUCACAGAGCAGGAACACCCUGACUAUUACCUACUUCUGGUGUGUGUGCAGCGCCUGCGAGUAUUUAUCUCACACUACACCCUGCUGUUUCAGUGCAAUGAGGAUUUGCUUAUUCAGAAACGGAAAAAGCUCAAGAAGUCCUCCAUGGCGAAGCUGUACAAAGGGCUGGCUUCCCAGUGUGCAAAUGCCGGGCAAGAUGCUUCUCCCACUGUAGGCCCCGAGGCCGUCCGUGACAGUGGGAUCCACUCAGAAGAGAUGCUGCAGCCCUACCCUUCUACUCCCAGUUCUGGCCCUGCUGUCACACACCUGAUGCCCCCCGUGAAGAAGAGCCCACAGCAGCCAAGCCUGAUGGAGAGCAUGCAGCCCGGCAAGCCCAGCGACUGGGAGAUGGAGGGCAGAAAGCACGAAAGGCCCGAGAGCCUGCUGGCGCCGGCGCAGUUCUGUGCCGCCGAGCAGGACGUGAAGGCGCUCGCCGGGCCCCUGCAGGCCAUCCCGGAGAUGGACUUCGAGCCCUCGCCGGCCGAGCAGCUGGGCAACGUGGAGCGCUCCCUGCGCACCCCGGCCGAGCUCCUGCCCGACGCCCGCGGCUACGUGCCCGCGGCCUACGAGGAGUUCGAGUACGGCGGCGAGAUCUUCGCGCUGCCCGCGCCCUACGACGAGGAGCCCUUCCAGGCCCCGGCCCUCUUCGAGAACUGCUCGCCCGCCUCUUCCGAGUCCAGCCUGGACAUCUGCUUCCUGCGGCCCGUCAGCUUCGCCAUGGAGGCCGAGCGGCCCGAGCACCCGCUGCAGCCGCUGCCCAAGAGCGCCACGUCGCCGGCCGGCAGCAGCGGCGCCUACAAGCUGGAGGCGGCGGCGCAGGCGCAGGCGCACGGCAAGGCCAAGCCGCUGAGCCGCUCGCUCAAGGAGUUCCCGCGCGCGCCGCCGCCCGACGGCGCGGCCCCGCGCCUCUACAGCACGCGCAGCAGCAGCGGCGGCCGCGCGCCGCUCAAGGCCGAGCGCGCCGCGCAGCCCCACGGCGCGGCCGCCUCCGCCCGCGGCGCGCCCAGGACCUUCUUUCCCCAACAAAGGUCCCAAAGCGAAAAGCAGACCUAUUUGGAAGUAAGGAGGGAGAUGCAUUUAGAAGAUGCCACCAGAUUCUGUCCAAAGGAAGAAAGAGAAAGCGAACAAACAUCUUUCAGCGAUCAAAACCCCAGGCAAGACCAGAAAGGGGGCUUUCGCAGCUCCUUCCGCAAGCUCUUUAAAAAGAAGUCCAGUGGAUCAGAAUACAGGGAAAAAACUAAUGAGAAUCCCUCAAUGGAUCCUUCACCCACCAAACAAGAUUUCUUCAGAAACCGACUUGCUCUUGCAAAUGACCUUGACCAAGGAACAGCUGUGUAAAACAUACUUAAAGUUGUAUUGUCAAGUGGUAAGAUGAGGAUAAAAGGCUUGUAUAUAUCUGUGUAGGAAUAUAUAUAUAUAUAUUGAUGUAUAAA